AGCUUUAACUCUCUACUCGCAGGAAAAGCCGAACCCCUCCCUCAAAGCCCAGCGCUCGCUAACGUGCGCCCCGCCGUCAUCCCUUUAUCUCCUCUCCUGUAGAAACCCUAGAUUCUCGCGGAGCCCUAGGGAUAAGUACAGCGAUCGAGGCUUAUCCCUUUGACAUCGCAGCGAUGGAGGAGGAAUCGAGAGUCGCCGCCGUCCCCGUCCCGGUCGUCGACGGAGAUGAAGACUGGAGCGAGAAGGCGGACGCUGAGGCCAUGGAGGUGGAGCGAUCGAACACCGCCGCCGAGGCUGCCGCCGAUCACGAAACCCUAGACAACGAGCAUCCUUCACAGGAUCUGGCGGCGGAUCCCCCUCAAGAUGGCCAUGAAGAGAUCCAAUCAAGCCUGCAGUCAAUGCAUUUGGAAGAAAGAGGUAAACAAAAGGAGACAGCUGCACCUGGAGAAGUUAAAGAAGAGGAAAAGGAAGAAGACAAAAAACGACACUUGAACCUUGUUUUCAUCGGUCAUGUUGAUGCUGGUAAAUCUACAACCGGUGGUCAGAUUCUUCUCCUUAGUGGUCAGGUUGAUGAUAGGACUAUUCAGAAAUAUGAAAAGGAGGCCAAAGAUAAAAACCGAGAAAGCUGGUACAUGGCAUAUAUUAUGGACACGAACGAAGAAGAACGUGUAAAGGGAAAGACUGUGGAGGUUGGGAGAGCUUAUUUUGAAACUGAAAAUACAAGAUUUACUAUUCUAGAUGCUCCUGGCCAUAAGAGUUAUGUACCAAAUAUGAUCAGUGGUGCAUCUCAAGCUGAUGUUGGUGUUCUGGUUAUAUCUGCUCGUAAAGGUGAAUUUGAAACUGGAUAUGAGAAGGGAGGACAAACUCGUGAACACGUUCAGCUUGCAAAAACUCUUGGUGUUUCAAAGUUGGUGGUUGUUAUAAACAAAAUGGAUGACCCUACAGUUGGUUGGUCAAAAGAAAGAUAUGAUGAAAUAGAAUCCAAGAUGGUUCCUUUCCUGAAAUCUUCUGGCUACAAUGUGAAAAAAGAUGUUCAAUUUCUUCCAAUAUCUGGUUUGGUCGGGUUGAACAUGAAGACAAGAAUGGACAAAAAUGCUUGUGGUUGGUGGAAUGGUCCAUGCCUUUUCGAGAUAUUGGACACCAUUGAACUUCCUCCGAGAGAUCCUAAAGCCCCCCUCAGGAUGCCAAUUAUUGAUAAAUACAAAGACAUGGGAACAGUUGUGAUGGGAAAAAUUGAGUCUGGUAGUAUCCGUGAAGGUGAUAGCUUGUAUGUCAUGCCCAACAAAGCUAAUGUAAAGGUGCUUGGCAUACAAUGUGAUGAGAAUAAGGUAAGACAAGCUGGGCCAGGUGAAAAUACACGGGUUAAAUUGUCAGGGAUAGAGGAAGAAGACAUAUUGUCUGGUUUUGUUCUUUCUAGUGUGGCAAAUCCGAUUGGCGUAGUUUCUGAAUUUGAGGCUCAGUUGCAGAUUCUAGAGUUGCUUGAUAAUGCAAUAUUUACUGCUGGUUACAAGGCAGUGUUGCACAUUCAUUCAAUUGUUGAGGAGUGUGAGAUUGUUGAUCUGAUUGAAGAAAUUGACGUGAAGAAAAAGAGUGAUCCGAAGAAAAAGAAGCGAAAACCUCUGUUUGUUAAAAAUGGUGCUGUUGUGAAGUGCCGUAUUCAGGUCAAUAAUUUGAUAUGCAUCGAGAAAUUUUCGGAUUUUGCACAGCUUGGGAGAUUCACUCUUCGUACUGAAGGGAAAACAAUUGCUGUCGGGAAAGUUGUUGGCCUGCCACCUUCAGGAAACCCCACAUUCGGUUAAGAAACUAUGGAUGAAGAUUCCAUGCUGUUAAGAGAGCAUACUCGAGUUGCCACGAGAGAGAGGAGACAUAGUAUAUAUGGCUGCAAGAGUAUAUUUUGUUUUCACCGAGUUUUUUUCUUGGGGGACUGGUGCAACGUCCAGCCGUUGUGUAUGGUCCUUCAAGAUGAGAGUAGGAGUUAGGCUGAUGAGUUUCUUUCUUUACCCUGAUUUUGUAUAAUCAUGUAAGACUGGGAGUAAGUAAUUGUCGAUGUCAUUUCUUUGUCAUGAGUGUCGUAUUAAUCCCUUGAAGGGAGAUUAGAGGAGGCAAAAUGUUUCUUUUGGGAAGCGUUACUAGUGUGAUGCUUCUAUGCUUGCGAUGUGAUUCGCGAUUUUUAUUCUGAGAAUCAUAGACGAACUAAGAAAUGAUGUUGCAUACUUUUGCGAGAUUUGGGUAUCAUCAUAGAAUGUGUUUCGAAACUUUGGUGAGUGCUAGAUGCUUUUAUUGUUUUGGGUA
Molecule: messenger RNA, 2292 nt
Organism: Asparagus officinalis (garden asparagus)
Lineage: Eukaryota; Viridiplantae; Streptophyta; Magnoliopsida; Asparagales; Asparagaceae
Product: eukaryotic peptide chain release factor GTP-binding subunit ERF3A
Exons: 17
Coding region: 174-1799 (541 amino acids)
Biological process (GO): translation
Cellular component (GO): translation release factor complex
Molecular function (GO): translation release factor activity; GTP binding; GTPase activity
Source: RefSeq, a predicted model, not a curated record